Penicillium maclennaniae is the source of this 543-nucleotide messenger RNA. RefSeq lists its product as uncharacterized. Lineage: Eukaryota; Fungi; Ascomycota; Eurotiomycetes; Eurotiales; Aspergillaceae. The transcript has a single exon. The record is from RefSeq and is a predicted model, not a curated record. The coding region runs from base 1 to 543 and encodes 180 amino acids.
AUGCUCUACUCGUACAAUUUCGAGCGUGUCUACAGCGGCAAGAAAUGGCAUCUGACCGGGUCAGACUCGCAUCCGGGGCAAAUGCCGAACACUGAUCAAGUUGAGACGUUGCGGAGACUGAAUUAUACACAAGAAGUAUUGGACAAAGCUCUGCGCACCGAGAAGCAGCUCAAGUGGACGCUGUUUAGCGAAUGGUAUGAUGAAUAUGUACUUGAUUUUUUCGUCGCACCUACUGAAAUUGUGACCAGGUGGAAGUAUGUGAGCUCGCAAGAAAAGCUGUAUGACCCGGAUGGGGUAGGAAAAGCUUCACAGGACAAUCUGACAGACAUCAUCACGCGGCUGAACAAACUUCGAGGGCCUACAGAUGCCAAAUAUCCCGACACCGUUUGCAUCAACUCUCUACAGGCGGAGGUCAAUACGCUCAAGACCCAAAUUCCGACUAAGACAAAAGGCCAAGAGGCAUCGGCGGAGCCCUUCUACUCAAGGAAGGAUCCAACUCUACUCCUCGGCGGUGUUGCGGCUGGUUGGCGGGAGACUAUUUAA